Messenger RNA from Auanema sp. JU1783, 1122 nucleotides. The record is from the annotation of a GenBank genome assembly. NCBI's taxonomy places the organism in Eukaryota, Metazoa, Nematoda, Chromadorea, Rhabditida, Rhabditidae.
AUGUCUACUGACGAGUUGGUCUCCUCACUUAGUUGUACUGAACUGCUUGCGGAUUCCCCUUCGACAUCAAGAAACCAACAACGAUCUGAGAAUCGAAGACGUUCUAAUCGUAUCGUUUUGCAACCCGUCACCAACAAAGUUCUUGGUUCGGCUGUAGUUUCCCGCAAAAGAACAUCUGCUGAUAGUCGGUUGAACACUGCUCAGCAUGUAGCUGUAGGAACAUUGUCUGAUAAAGCACUUGCUGCGGAUACUAGAGUUUUAGCCAAUUUACGCAUUGCCGAGACCAUGACGACAGUUAAUAGCCAUUACUUCACCUCGGUCCAGGAUCAUGUCCAACCCAUUCAUCGCGAACAAGCCAUUGAAUGGAUUUAUGAUGUUUCCAAGGAAGAACGAUGUGAUGCAGACAUCUUCCCUUUGGCUGUAUCUUUGAUGGAUCGAUUUCUAUCUAUUCAAAAUAUUUUUAAAACUGAUAUUCAGGUUUUGGCUGGAGUUUGUUUGUUUAUUGCUAGUAAGGUCAAAGCUCCUCAGCCCUUGAAUGCGCAACGAAUGUCAUACUACACGGCUGAUAGCGUUCAAGUUCAUGACUUCUUGGCCUGGGAGUUGUUAGUUUUAUCUCAGUUGGAUUGGGAUAUUAAUUGUCCCACAGCCUUUGAUUUUUUUGACCAACUGGCAGCACAUGUCCCAUCCCUCGCUUUGGUCAAAGACGACUUUACCUCCGUAGUACAUAAAAUUCAAAAAAAUGUUAAACUAGGCAUGAUGCUUCCUUCAAUACAAUGCGCUCUUUCAUUAGUUUACGCUGCUGAACGAUUCGCCAAUCAGAGCUUGGUGAAUGAAUUAGCUAGGAUAUUGCCAAUGACCUUAGGCAUGGAAAUGAAAAUUCUCAAAGGCUUCUCCCCAUUACUAGAACGGGCUAUCUCUGAUGGAAGUCACACUCUGGCUGCUUCUCCUUGUGCUCCGCCAACUUCUUGCCGGACGCCAUCUCCAUCUAUGGCUGCAUGUCCAUUCGUGCCAGCAACUCCUAAUAAUGACUCUGGCUUCUGUUCUGGCGUCAGCUCUCCCGAAUCUGCGUGUAAGAAGGAUCUCGACUGUUCUCCACCUAAGCAUGCUCGACUGUCAUGCUGA